AGUUUAUGAGCAGAAACAGCGAAUAACAAUACUAGCGUGAGUGAAGUUUUUGUUAUAUGUUUUUUAAAGAACCCAGAAAACGCCGACGAGUUGCUCUACUCUCAUAAACAGUGGGUGGAUAGUAGUUUGUUUACACUCAGAGUCUAUUCCUGCGCAGGUUGUGGUAACUUUGUGUGUGCGUUGGCAGCCCCACUGUGAGUUGUCAUCAAUAUGUCUUAUGACAUAAAGGUUGCCAUAUGCGAAGACAAUAUUUUUUAUCAGUGAAAUGGGAUUUACCGGCACUUUGAAAGUGUCGUGGGAUUGUGCGUCUGUUAAACUUGGAACACUAACCUCCUGAACCUACUGGGAGACUUGAACGGUGUGUUGUUAUUUUCCAUGGAGUCCGUUGGGAAGUUUGAGUUCAGCAGGAAAGACUUGAUUGGUCAUGGAGCCUUUGCAGUUGUGUUCAAAGGCAGACAUAAAGAGAAACGCAACUGGGAAGUUGCUAUUAAGUGUAUCAACAAGAAGAACCUGGCCAAAUCACAGUCUCUGCUCAGUAAAGAAAUCAAAAUUUUAAAGGAACUCAAACAUGACAACAUUGUCAGACUUCUUGACUAUCAGGAAAUGGGUGGGUGUGUGUAUCUUGUUAUGGAGUACUGCAAUGGAGGUGACCUGGCGGAGUAUCUGCACUCAAAGGGUACACUCAGUGAGGACACCAUCCGUAUAUUUGUUCAGCAGAUUGCUCAAGCUAUGAAAGUUCUGCAGAGCAGAGGCAUCCUCCACAGAGAUCUUAAACCUCAGAAUAUCUUGCUCUGUCACCCAGAACGGCGAAGGUCGAGUCCCACAAAUAUCUGCAUCAAGAUAGCUGAUUUUGGGUUUGCACGUCAUCUGCAGACUAACACUAUGGCAGCCACGCUGUGUGGCUCACCCAUGUACAUGGCUCCUGAGGUCAUCAUGUCCCAGAACUACGAUGCCAGAGCUGAUCUGUGGAGCAUUGGCACAAUCAUCUACCAGUGUCUGACAGGAAAGGCACCAUUUCAUGCCAGCACACCACAGGAACUCCGGUUUUUCUACGAAAGCAACAGGACCCUCUUACCAAGCAUCCCCAAGGAGACUUCUAGUCACUUAAGACAUUUACUGCUGGGGCUGUUGCAGAGGAACCACAAAGAAAGGAUCAGCUUUGAUGAGUUUUUCCAUCAUCCUUUCUUGGAAACAGGCUCAUCCAUCAAGAAAUGCUCUCCAGCUACCAUGGCCUCCUACCCCAGUUCUGGCUCAGGCAGCUCUUCUAGCAGUUCCUCUACAUCUCAUCAGGCUUCCCCUCAAGAUGCCUCUGGAUUCACACUGAAAGAAGUUGCUAAUCAAGAAAGUAGGGAUCCCUCAUCUUGCACAGAAGACUAUGUCAUGGUGCCUGCCCAGUUUCCUAGUGAGUACACAUGUGAAGUGGAAGUUGAGUCACCCAUUGAGAGCUGCCUGAUAAACAGUGGGAUAUCACUGGUGGCUGCCAGGGGUCCUGGAGUAGCAGGCAGGACAUCUCCCCCUUCUCCCCUGCUUUAUCGUCCCUCAACGCCCACUGGCAAACCAGGUGAAUUAGUUUGCAGUAACAUCAACCACUCGGUGCCAAUUCCUGUCCCAACUCAGAUCCACAACUAUCAGCGUAUGGAGCAGAACCUACACCCUGCAGGACUGCAUGGCACCACCAGGGCCACACUUUGCUGUGCUGGCAACAGCAAUGAGACUUCCCCAGGAUUUGGAGGGUGUAGAGCUCCAAGUACAGGAUUUGUCCUAAACUCAUUAGGGCUAACAAAUGGAGGAGCAUUGCCACAACAGUUCUCCCCACUAGUGGGAACUACCCCGAAGGCCCCCGAGCAGAAUCUGCCUCUCUGUACCACUACUGCACUGCUCACUCGCUCUGCUGAGAUAAAGGACACUUCCACCCUCAAGGUGGAAUCAAAACUGGCCACUCGAAGAAGGACAGUCCCAGAUCUGCAGUCUCUUGUUCAAUCUCCUGUAUCUCAAACCAGUCUCACCAAGAAAUUAACUAGUAGGAAAGGCCCUUUUAAAAGAUCACUGAGCACAGGUAAACUGUCUGAUAUGCUACUGAAGGCUGCAUAUGGGACUCAGAUCCUGGAAGAAGGAAAUGAUGAGAGCCUCAGCUGUGAGAGAAGCAUGGAUACAACAGAGAGCCCACCUGUUGCUGGCUUCACCUUUGGAUCUCUGUCAAAAGGAAACAGUCCUUCUGAUACAAUGCUUCCCAGGAUAUUCACAGGAUCCCCUAACUACAGUAGCUCAGUCUGGCUACUUGGCAAUCGCCUUCUGCAGAGAGGAAGCCGGAGGAACAGUGAAUGUGAAGCAAUGGAUGCUUCUCCACACACUGACCUGGUCUUUCAUCCUCCAGAGCUCCCUGAAGAUACAAUAAUGGAGGAGACUCAUACAGUUGCCCUGAAUGAUCUUCGUUUCACUUUGGCAUUUGUCCACUGUGUCAUGGAGUUGGCUUCCUCAAAGGACCCAGGUCUGAAUACCAUCAGUAGUCCUGAUAUUUCCUUUCUGGAGCAGAGCUUAGUGACAGAUCAGAUCAGCCUUCUAAGUAGAGAAUGGAGCUAUGCUGGGCAGUUAGUGUUGUACAUGAAGGCUGAGGAUUUUCUUUCAUCAGCUCUGCACACUGCUAAAGAGAACAUAAAGCAGGGCCGACUCCUUCCCUCUGCUACAGUCAAACAAGUGAUCAAGAAGCUGAAUGACUUAUAUAAGGCCUGUGUGACACACUGCCGCUCCCUCAAUGAACAACUGCAAAGCUUCCUGUUGGACAAACAGAAGCUUAUAGACCGCUUCAGUGGGCUCACAGCAGAGAAGCUCAUCUACAGCCACACAGUGCACAUGGUGCAAUCUGCUGCCUUAGAUGAAAUGUUCCACUAUGGCACAGCAUCUGUCCAACGCUACCAUAAGGCCCUUCUUCUCUUGGAGGGUCUGUCAAGAACCAUCAUAGAACAAAAGGACGUUGACAGCAUAGAUAAAUGUAAGCAGUGCAUUGAGCGACGGCUGUUUGCUCUACAGACUUAACAGUUUCAUUGAAGCCCAAACUCACAUCAUCAGAAACAGUAUCCGUUUGCCUUAUCUAUCACCCUUCAAUACUUCAAUCUUCCUAGACCCUUGAUUCACACAAGCACUUUCUAAAGGGAACUGACCACUGGAGCAUCUGCUCUCAUCCCACCCACCAGUUUAUUGUGUUUUAUAAAAACACAGCAAAGACUUGAAGUCAGAUUGUGUUAUGAUUAUUUGAAUACCUUGAUCAGGUGAAUGUUACUCUGUAUUUGUUUCAUUUUGUUACACAUUUUGUGUGUUACUGUGUUGUUUUGUCUUUUUCACAAAGAACAAUCAAAUGAAAUUACUACUGUUUUUAAUUAUGUUAAAAACUUGAAACAAAGAUUACUUAGGUUUUGUACUUUGUGUGUUAUGUGUACAGUAAAAAUUGACAGUUGUUUCCUCAGAGUGUUAGAAAGGUAAUAAAAGUGUAUGUGUAGCUCAUACCCAACACCUAUCCUGUAAUCACAUAUAUUUACAUUUUGUAGUAAAAAGAUCUGAAUUUAUUAUAACAUCUGGAUGGCAUUUUAGUUUUCUAGCUGGAUUCAAUACCCUUCUGCUGCUGUUGGAUGUAUUGAGAUACUUUAACUGACAUUAACAGCAUGCCCUUUUAUUUUUAUCUUUUUUUUUUUUUUUGAU
Molecule: messenger RNA, 3693 nt
Organism: Sphaeramia orbicularis (orbiculate cardinalfish)
Lineage: Eukaryota; Metazoa; Chordata; Actinopteri; Kurtiformes; Apogonidae
Gene: ulk1a
Product: unc-51 like autophagy activating kinase 1a
Exons: 27
Coding region: 376-3033 (885 amino acids)
Biological process (GO): peptidyl-serine phosphorylation; piecemeal microautophagy of the nucleus; autophagy of mitochondrion
Cellular component (GO): phagophore assembly site; cytoplasm; cytosol
Molecular function (GO): protein serine/threonine kinase activity; ATP binding
Source: RefSeq, a predicted model, not a curated record